AUGGUCAACAUUGCCUCCAGCCAAGUGCCUGGAAAUUUUAUGAAGGUAGAUAUGAGAAUGUACGAGCCUGGAUGCACGUUUGAUGGUGUGUUUGCGAUUCUCUCUCUCUUCCAGCUUUCGCCUGGCGAAAUAUACUCGAUGUGCUGCAGGUUUUCUGGAUGGCUGAAGCCCGAUGGGUAUUUGGUUAUUGGGGUGACCCCGAGUACAGACCUACCUCCGGGUGAGUACAUUUAUGAUUCCACAUGGGAUUGCACGCGACAAAUGGGGAAGCCAUGGAUGAACAGCUACACCGACGAGUUGUUUUUUUCCGAGGAGCGAUGGAAGGAAAUUCUCCGAAGCGUUGGGUUCGAGAUUGAGUCGGAUUCUCGCUAUUCUUUCACCCCAAAAGGCCUAGAGUUCAAUCACGCAGAGAUUCAUUAUCUUCAACUAGCAAGAAAGGUCGAAAGCCAGCCGCUUCUAGGCCCAUAUCCGCGGCCUACUAAAGCUGAACUGCCUCGAAUGUCCCGUGCCUAA
Trichophyton rubrum CBS 118892 is the source of this 513-nucleotide messenger RNA. RefSeq lists its product as uncharacterized. The transcript has a single exon. The record is from RefSeq and is a predicted model, not a curated record. NCBI's taxonomy places the organism in Eukaryota, Fungi, Ascomycota, Eurotiomycetes, Onygenales, Arthrodermataceae. The coding region runs from base 1 to 513 and encodes 170 amino acids.